AUGGAAUCAAACAAGAGAAACAUUUACUCUUUCAAGUUUAAAGAUCCCGAUCUAAGGAGCUUACGUCACUUGGUCUCUCAGAUGCACCCGGUAUACAUAAUCAACUUUGGGAAGAAUUAUGGAAAUCUGCUCAGCAUCCUCAACCAACGAGUGGACCAUACAGCUUUAGUCACUCUGGCCCAAUUCUAUGACCUACCUUUAAGAUGCUUCACAUUCCAAGAUUUCCAGCUAGCACCAACGUUGGAAGAAUUCGAGCAUCUUGUUAGGAUUCCUAUAAAGAACAAGCCAUUGUUUGAAGGGAUAGAUGAAUUUUUGUCCCUUGAGAUUAUUUCUAGCACGCUUCACAUGGACGAAAGGGAAGUAGAGGCUAACCUAGAGAUCAAAGGGAAUACCAAAGGAUUUUCGCUAAGCUUCCUUUUGGAAAGAGCUCAUACCCUACUAAAAGCAGAAAGUUGGGACGCUUGUUACUCUGCUAUUGUGUUGGCCAUCUAUGGCAUCGUCUUGUUCCCAAAUAUGGAAGGUUUCAUAGACAUGGCUGCUAUUUGCAUCUUCCUCACCGGAAACCCAGUACCCACCUUGUUAGAUGAUGUUUACUAUUACAUGAGCCAUAGGUACACCAAGAAGAAAGGAAUGAUUGCUUGUUGUGCUCCUUUAUUAUAUCAGUGGUUUCUUGAGCAUCUUCCGAAGGCAGGUGUUUGGGUAGAACAGACAGAUGCUAGUUGGCCUCAGAGAUUGGGAUCACUCCGAUCCGAAGAUCUUUCUUGGUAUUCCAAAGAAUACAUCAACAUGGACAUCAUAUUUAGAUGUGGAGAUUUCCCUAAUCUACCACUUAUUGGAACUCAAGGAUCUAUGAAUUCUAACCCGGUUCUAUCACUAAGACAACUUGGCCACCCGAUGGAAGGCCCUUCAGAGGCAAGGUCUUUGGAAGCCUUCUUGUUGCUUGGCUUUAGGGUUGAGAAUCCUAGCUUGUUUCAAUGA
Molecule: messenger RNA, 978 nt
Organism: Lathyrus oleraceus (garden pea)
Lineage: Eukaryota; Viridiplantae; Streptophyta; Magnoliopsida; Fabales; Fabaceae
Exons: 1
Coding region: 1-978 (325 amino acids)
Source: RefSeq, a predicted model, not a curated record